GUCCAUUUCCACAGGAGGAGAAUUCUUCGAGAUUAAUAUUUUGUGAAUUUUGUUUAAAAUACACUAAAUGUCAAUCGAUUUUGGAAAGACAUAUGCGGCACUGUUAUUGGAGAACACCACCAGGCACAGAAAUCUACCAAAGUGGAGAUUUAAGCGUUUUUGAAGUUGAUGGAAAAGUAGACAAAACGUAUUGCCAAACACUAUGUCGAAUGGGAAAACUAUUUUUACAGUUAAAAACUCUUGACUAUGGCGUUGAACCGUUCUUAUUUUACAUUGUGACGAAAAACGACGGUUUUGUAAGUGUACCUAUAAUAAUAAAUUUUAUAUUGUAUUUUCGAAGUGAAAACUCCUAUUGGGAGGCUAUCUGCUCUCCGAUCGAAUCAUGUGCCUAAACGCAUAAAAGAAUCAUUCAGUGACACUGAAAAAAUAUGUACCUAACGCUGUCAAUCCAUUCUAUAUAUUUAUGUGUAUGUGUAUGUGUCUGCACCCAAUUAU
This is a messenger RNA of Acyrthosiphon pisum (pea aphid), 495 nucleotides long. Its product is annotated as histone acetyltransferase KAT7-like. The coding region runs from base 93 to 392 and encodes 99 amino acids. Gene Ontology annotation, biological process: regulation of transcription by RNA polymerase II. Gene Ontology annotation, molecular function: chromatin binding; transcription coregulator activity; histone H3 acetyltransferase activity. Gene Ontology annotation, cellular component: chromatin; nucleus; MOZ/MORF histone acetyltransferase complex. The transcript has 2 exons. NCBI's taxonomy places the organism in Eukaryota, Metazoa, Arthropoda, Insecta, Hemiptera, Aphididae. The record is from RefSeq and is a predicted model, not a curated record.